CCCAGAUUCAGCGCUGCCGCUGCUGUCACAACAGAGAAAGAGGAUAAUAAGUUAUUAGUCCGCUGACAGAAGAAUAAUCCUAUUCAUACCGACCCCAAGCCGCAAACAUUUUGUUUCAAAAUGUCUGACAAAAGUGAGCUGAAAGCAGAGUUGGAGAGAAAGAAACAACGCCUGGCCCAGAUCAGAGAGGAGAAGAAGAGGAAAGAGGAAGAACGCAAGAAGAAAGAGCUGGAUGGCCGGAAGGAGGGAGCGUCUCCCCCGCAGGAUGACUCUGAUCUGGAGAGGAAGAGGAGGGAGGCAGAGGCUCUGCUGCAGAGCAUGGGGAUAGUGGAUGCCUCCAUGGUGCAACCUCUGCGUGUGGUAACGGAGGAUACGUGUCUGUUUCACUAUUUAGUCCCCCCUCCCAUGUCCCCCUCUGCCAAAUCAGUGGACACACCCAGCGAAACGGGCAGCCAGGACUCGGGAGACGGUGGCACGGGGCCGAGGACUCUUCAUUGGGACUCUGACCCCUCUACUCUUCUGCUCCAUUCAGACUCUCAGCUCGGGCGCGGCCCGCUGAAAUUGGGCAUGUCAAAGGUCACGCAGGUGGACUUCCCGCCCAAAGAGAUGGUGUCAUACUCAAAAGAGACCCAGACGCCCUCACAAACUCAUCACAAGAAUGAUGAGGAAGAGGAGGAAGAUUCGGCUGUGACGCAGCCCGUCCUGGAGCCUCAAGAGGAGAAAGACCCUCAGAAAGAGGAAGAAGAAGCGCUGCCUCAUGAGCUGACGGAGGAAGAGAAACAGCAGAUUCUUCACUCGUCGGAGUUCGUGACUUUCUUCGACCACAGCUCUCGUAUCAUGGAGCGCGCUCUCUCUGAGCAGGUGGAUGUGUUCUUCGACUACAGCGGGCGAGACCUUCAGGAUAAAGAGGGGGAGUCGCAGGCCGGGGCCAAACUCUACCUGAACAGACAGUUUGCGGACGAACGCUGGUCUAAACACAGAGUCGUCACGUGUCUCGACUGGUCCCCACAGUACCCUGAGCUGCUGUUGGCAUCAUAUUGUAGCAAUGAGGAUGCGCCACAUGAGCCGGACGGCGUGGCUCUCGUCUGGAACAUGAAAUAUAAGAAAACCACACCGGAAUAUGUCUUCCACUGUCAGUCUGCAGUGAUGUCAGCAGCGUUUGCACAGUUUCAUCCUAAUCUGGUGGUUGGAGGCACGUACUCGGGUCAGAUCGUCCUGUGGGACAACCGGAGCAACAAACGCACCCCUGUGCAGAGGACGCCGCUCUCAGCCUCCGCUCACACGCACCCGGUGUACUGUGUGAAUGUGGUGGGGACUCAGAACGCUCACAAUCUCAUCAGCAUCUCCACGGAUGGGAAGAUGUGCUCCUGGAGUCUGGACAUGCUGUCUACGCCACAGGACAGUCUGGAGCUCGUGUUUAAACAGUCCAAAGCAGUUGCCGUGACCUCCAUGUCAUUUCCUCUGGGUGAUGUCAAUAACUUUGUUGUGGGCAGUGAGGACGGGUCCAUCUACACCGCCUGUAGACACGGCAGUAAAGCGGGCAUCAGCGAGAUGUUCGAGGGUCAUCAUGGACCAAUCACAGGGCUCGACUGCCACACGGCGGCAGGACCGGUCGACUUCUCUCACCUGUUCGUCACUUCCUCUUUUGACUGGACCGUCAAACUCUGGAGCACCAAGAACAAUAAGCCUCUGUACUCUUUCGAGGACAACUCCGACUACGUGUAUGAUGUCAUGUGGUCACCCACACACCCGGCCCUGUUCGCUUGUGUGGACGGGGUCGGACGUUUGGACCUGUGGAACCUUAACAAUGAAACUGAGGUCCCCACGGCAAGCGUAGCGGUGGAAGGAAACCCUGCGCUGAACCGCGUGCGCUGGGCUCACUCGGGGCGAGAGGUGGCCGUCGGCGACUCCGAGGGACAGGUGCACAUUUACGAUGUUGGAGAGCAAAUUGCAGUGCCCCGGCAGGACGAGUGGACUCGGUUUGUGCGCACGCUCGCAGAGAUCAACGAGAACCGGGAGGAUGUGGAGGAACUGGCUGCUCAACGAUUGGCUGCAUGAUCACCACGGCAACCCCAGCUGACCAAUCACGGUUCCCCUGCAUUUGCAUAUCUCCACCCUCUCUGAAGUUACUUUAGCGUUACUGGACGACAAUCUAGGGCUUUUUAAUUAGAAAUGGAUUAUUUCAGAAAGCAAGACUUUGCUUUUAACACAUUAAGCACUUUUAGUGUUGCUAAAAUAUUCGUAGUGGGAUGGGAUGGUCAACGUAGAUCUUAUCAGGUGUGAAUUAUAAUGUUUUUAUAUAUUUAUUAUCAGAUUAGAGGCUGAUUUGGAGGAAAGGGAUGAUUCAUUGCAUUAGCACUACGAAUAUGCAAACUAUUGUACAGCAUCUUUAUAACCAUUUAAGACACUGACGUAACCUAGUCCUAGAGGAACUGCAGAUAUGGGUUUUUAAGAGGUGGAAUAUUUUUAACAUUCCCUUCUGGACAAACUUUCACAUUAUUGGAAUAUUUAUAGCUUUUUAACAAAUGUUUUUUUUUGUUUUUAGCUCAUAUAGAGUGCACAUGUACGUUUGUAAUAACUCAAAUCGCACACACUUUCCAACAUGUAUCUCAGUUCUUACUUCUGAAUGCCUUAAAGCGAACCUUAGGACACAAACCUAUCCACAAUCUUCCAUCACGCAGCAUUAUAUCCUUCUGGUGCUCGUUCAUCCUGGCACUUACGACUGAAAAACUUUGCAAAGAGUGUAAAAAAUGCAUUUUUAAAGGGGCUGUUCCUUGAUUAGCAUUUCAAAACCUGUUGGUCUAAACUUAAAACUUCCUCUGGGCAAAUAUUUAGACUAAUAUACAGUGUUAUUAUUUUUCCAUUUAUUAUACUAAUAUAUUUUAAGCCAAAUUAUUAAUAACCGGCUUGUCCACAUCUGGAUCCUGUUACAUUUAGUGUGUUUCGUACCAUUUUUAAUCUGCGAUUUAACGUUUUAUUUGUAGUUUCAAAUUCACGAUAAAUAUAUGGAUUUUUUUGUAGUAUUUAUCUAGUUUAUGUAUUGUUCUUGACAUUGUAUAGGCAACAUUAAUUAGUGUAACUGACAAGACCUGAAAAGAGCUCCCCUUUUACCUUCACAUAAAUGUUUGCUUAAAAUCUUGCUGUUUAUUGGCAAUUUAUAAUGUUCUUAAAGGACAUGAAUUGCAUCUUCUAGACUUUAUAUUAGGCCAAUUAAAGAGUUCAGAGCAUCUAAAAUGAAACCGUAUUAAAGGAAAAAAAACCCCGAACCAGCCCAGAAAAUCAAACCUGCCUUAAUCUAGACACAUUCUCAUUCUGUUUAUGUCUGUAUCCUUUCCGUUUUAUGACAAUAUUUAUCUCUGUAUCCGACGUCUAAUUACAUUCAUCAGGAUUCCCACAGUCAACAGACAAAUCAGAGAAUUUUAAAAUUGAUCUUGGUCCGGGAGAUUUGUGUAAAUAAAAGUUUCUAUAGCUUUGAGCUUUUGGCUGGCGAUUAACUCUUUCCCUGCCAUUGUCUAGUUUUUCCGGCUCUGGCAACCCAUGUUUUGACUGUUUAACGGCAUGGGGCGCUAUCAUGCAUCUUGUGGAAUAGCACAGAAUCGAAACAAGCGAUAACGCACAUGUAAGCUAACGCAAUCAUAAAACAACAAACACAUUUAAAACGGCAUAAUGUUACUGAAUAACAUGUCGAACCCACAGAGGUACAUGACUGUACAAGCUUUGUGGGUGUGGAUGGACUCGAUGUUUUAAUCAUCGUUCUGAAUCCGAUCCAGGCGUAGUCUCAGACACUUGAUUUUCUCAGCUUUUUGUUCAAAAUGUUGCUUUAAUGAAACUUACCCAUAUUCAAAUGUUAAUAAAAAAAGAUUGCAUGAAGCUGGAAUAAAAUGGAUUUUGUUUGUUUGUU
Molecule: messenger RNA, 3901 nt
Organism: Pimephales promelas (fathead minnow)
Lineage: Eukaryota; Metazoa; Chordata; Actinopteri; Cypriniformes; Leuciscidae
Gene: dync1i2b
Product: dynein, cytoplasmic 1, intermediate chain 2b
Biological process (GO): transport along microtubule
Cellular component (GO): cytoplasmic dynein complex
Molecular function (GO): dynein heavy chain binding; dynein light chain binding
Source: RefSeq, a predicted model, not a curated record